ACAACGUUCUUCACUUAUUGUCACUAGUUUUUUUUUUUUGCGUCUGUUUUGGUAAAAAUUUUUUGUCAACGCUAAAGCGCGCACGCCCCCCCCCCACACGCACGAAGGGUUAGCGUCACUGUAGCCACGCAGGUCAAAGGGGGCGUGUCUUAUCGACCUUUUCAUAGUUGUACUUUAAGCUAUUAGUUAACUAGCAUUAGCAUUUAUUACACUCGUAUCUAUUUGUGGCUGCUGGUACAGAAAGAAUGUGAUGUCACCAAAAUGGCAAGCGAGGAGAUUAUAUAUGACAAGAUUCACUUCAGGCAUGACACAAAAUGGAGUGGGCGCCUGGGGCCUGCAGAGGGAAGGGGACUGUUUCUCUGUGUGGCUUGCGUGAUUGAAAUGCUGGAAAGUGAUGAUAUUUCAUCAGUCAGGAAGUCUUAUGCUUUGUCCGCUGUCAGUGGGGUGCUGAAGUGUUCGCCUGGUGCUUUGAGGGAGUUGCUCCAACAGGACUCCCAAGUGUGGAUGCAUUUUAUAGCUUCGCUACUGGGGAUGCUUCAUAUUAUGGUGGACCCAGCCACUCUGGAAAAAGUGGACCAGGUUCUAGUUUUGUUACUUUUGGAGCUCCAGAGUGAGCUGCCGUUACACUAUGUGUUGGAGCAUAUUAACAAGCAGGUAAUAGACCAGCUCAACGUGAAGGAUAUCUUGCCAACGUUCAACGUCUUAGGGAGUUUGGUGGAAAAAAUUCCAACUGUGGCCCUUAUCCUGGUGACUCAAUAUGUGCCCUUGCUUGAACUCCUGUGCUCGGUUUUGCUGUAUCCGGAUGAAGGGGUGCAGGCAUCAGUUGUCUAUGUGUGGCUCAAGUUGUUGGGGGCGUCAGGGGGCUCAGCAGCCCAAUCCUUGCCAGACACCAUUCGGAACAGAGUCUGUGUCCUGUUGCUACAGACAUUUUCCAAUGCCAGUUGCCCACAGCUCAUCAACAAUUGCAUUGCUCUACUAUGGCUUCUAGUGCAGUGGCCAGAGGCCGUGUCAGUUCUGAUGAGCAAUGUUGGCGAUCAAUUCUUGUGCACCCAGAAUCAGAACAUCCACAUUUCUAGCAGUCAGAGCCUCAGUCAAACCCAAGAGCAACAGACUCCUGAUCACUGCCAUCUCCCUCUCAUUCUGAAAAAGUUGCUGCUGAGUGGUGAUGUUACAUUGCAGGUGACAAGCGCAAAGUGUAUUGCAUCUAUUCUUGUUCAUUCUCCCAUUCGGUACAGUGCUCCUUUCAUCAAAGCUGACAUACCAGAGUUUCUGUUUGACCGGCUGGCUAAUACAAGUAGUGAGGUGCUACUGUGGUCUGUCUACAGCUGUUUGGUGUUACUGAUUGAAGACCCACUAUUCUUCUCCCUGUGCCAUUCAGUUUACGGUAUUGAAUCACUGGUGCGCAGUCUGAAACAGGGACUACAACUGGCCAAUGUGGAUGUGCUGAAGCAAGGGCUUUUGCUCCUCACUGAGAUACUUGAAAGGCAGCCCACAAAUGUACAUUUAUUCCUCAGUCCUCCAGCAUUUAUGGCAGUUUCAGAGGCUGUGAUUUGUGGACUUUCCUCUCCCUGCCUGCGAGUGGCUACACAAGCUGCCAGUGCUGCCUCCACCCUCUUUAGAUUGAACCACCAGUCCAGACCAGUCCUAUACCAGGAAUUACAAGGAAUUGUGAAGGCCAUCACGAACAGAUUCUCUGAGCUUCCCAUACCCUCCUCCAAUAAUCGUCAAAGUAGAGUGAGUCUGAAGAAGCCAGAGCAAAAUAGCCUGCACACUCGGUCAGAAGGAUUUCUGCUCCACUCACUGCUCUGUUUUCAGGCUGCAUGCAGAUUGGCUGAGGAGUGUGCAUCAGAUCCUAUUCUGAAGGAGAACACAUUCACUGCUCCAUCUAAGAUUAGCAAUGGCCCUGACUCACUUGAGUCUCUGCGUCAAUAUCUGCUGCAGUGUUGCGACUCUGUCUGGAUACCCACAGUUGUUAAGAUAUGCGAAUUUGCACCAAAUCCUCAGAUAUUGCAGGUCUUCUACUCAAUCUUGUCUUCUCAAUUCACCCUCCUUCCAUCUGUCAUGCCAGCCUUCGCAAACAAGAUGGCAUCUUCUGGUUUCUACAGGCUUGCCUUGGAACACAAAGGGAUUUUCUGUGUGGGAAACAGAAACACACAUUUAAAUGCAGCUUGCUGUGAUUUCCUACAGAAACUCAGUAUGUGUCUGCUCUCCCAGUCAGUCUCUGCUUCUGGCAUCUACCAGCAGGAUUCUGAGGAAAUAGAAAAUCUUUUACUGCACAAUCUUUCCUCUCUGUGCUGUCGACUCUCAAACUGGCCCACUCUGCUGUUUGAGUCUCCAGGGCUCCAACUGUGUGAUUACAAAGGCCCAAGAGCCACUCAAUACUGUCUGCUGAUAAUACUACACCUCGCCCUCCAGCAAGGAGACAGGCUCCUUCCAGACCAGACAGUCUUUUCCAGUGUUGUGUGGCUCUUGCGUUCAGUGCAGGAAGAAGGCACCGGCACCAUUCCUACCUUGGUCCUGCGGGCUUCUAUUUACCUUCUUGCGGUGACACAUGAUAAGAGCACCACACUUGAAGGCGCUCCAUUGGACUGCAUCAACAAGGCACUCUCUUCUUGUCAAAGCUUCUCAUCGCUCUACAUUCACCAUCCUGCCAUCCUUCACUUCAUUUGUGGCCAUCCACUGCUUAAAGAAAAAUUUGGGGCCCUGGUCUUGGAACUUUGGUUGACUAACCAAGCACAGUCCACAGAUACAGAGACGACCAUGGAGAUGAGAUGUUCUGUGGAGGGUCAAGAACAAGGGCGUCCCACAGAAAUUGUGGAGCUUCUGUCUCUAGUAAAGAAAUACCAGUCUGUCAUUCUGAUCCUCCUGGACAUAGUUUGCACCAGGGAGGCCUCACUUGCAGAGCGAGCAAUGUCAGUCCUGAUGAUUCUCUUGGAUGGUCAUAGUGACUUUGAGGCAGACAUGUGUAGCAGUCUGAAACCUGCCCUACUCCAGGCAUUACAGAGACUCAGUGUCGAGAAUAUUGCCCAUGUACAUGGACAGAAACUUGUUGAAGAAGUUAACUCGCUCCCUCUGGUGCUCAGGCUGCUUUGUGUAACACAUACCAGCAACCCACCUUCCCCACUCUGCAGCAAGAUGGACGAAAUACACUUCAAACUGCUCUAUCAUGUGAGUCAUAUUGCAGGUAGGCUGAAUCAGUCCAAUACAGAGAGUUUGCUACCUGCCCUAAACUACCUGUACUGCUGCCUGAGUCUCUCACCUGCACACUGCGCUGACAGAGCUGUCUCCAUGCUACUCUCCAACUGUGGACUGUUGGAGCAGCUUCAGACAAUUCUCUCCUCGUCCUCCUCCUCCUCCAUCUCUUCUGCAUCAUUUGUCUUCUGUUCAACUGAUCCUUCCUCAGCCCUGCUGUGCUGCAGUCAUCUACUCCUGUCCUCCCUCAUCACUUUACAGCGUGAGCACUCCAUGCAGGUUCACAAACGCCUCACUUGGAGCCUGGAGACAGCUGUGCAGCGAAUACUCAUUCAGAAAAGGAAUACUGACACUCUCUUGCUGGUCAGCUAUUUGAGGUUGCUGCAGGUCUUACUCAAUGUUGACUUGACCUCUGCAUUGGUGUGUGUGACCACUGGGCCUGGUUUGGUUGGCCAAACACCCCUGGAACCUGAAGAUGGUGCAUUAUUCCCACUUGGCUCAAGAGGGGCUCAGUGCCUCUUAAUUGCUCUCAGUGGACUUAUUUUGCAGAAAAAUGAGCUACUGCUGAGGGCCUCAGUCAACUGCCUAAGUUCCAUGCUUGGCUUCCUUCAGCGGAAAAGUUCACAGACAGCCAGUUAUGUGGUUCGUCAGCCAUGGAGUCGAUUCUUCAUCUCCUUCCUGCACAGCUCCGGAGAGAGCUUCCUCCUCCACCCAGCCAUUCUCAGGGUUAUAACACUUGUGAGAUGUUAAACACCUUCAAGUCAAGUUUAAUUUAUGGAGGUUCAGUCUGAGCAGUAAUAUGCAAGAGUUUCUGUGUGUAGGAACAUAAAUUACAGAUUAUGGGGCAUGGCAAUGUGGUGGUGGUGUUGUGGGAUCCUGACCUGCUCCAGGUGAUAAAUGCAGUAGAGAAGAAAGGGGUUAAGAAGCUCAACCUGGAAGCAUCACAAGCCCUCAGACUCUUACUUACACAGG
Molecule: messenger RNA, 4164 nt
Organism: Syngnathoides biaculeatus (alligator pipefish)
Lineage: Eukaryota; Metazoa; Chordata; Actinopteri; Syngnathiformes; Syngnathidae
Product: meiosis inhibitor protein 1
Exons: 31
Coding region: 262-3942 (1226 amino acids)
Biological process (GO): meiosis I
Source: RefSeq, a predicted model, not a curated record